AUGCCAAAGAACAAGAAAUUCGAAUUCAGGUUCGAUCCUGUUGGCGAUAUUAUGUUGCCAUCCCUCCAAGAUUGGGACCUAUACCAACGUGUCAUCACCUUCCGCUUCUAUCGCAUCAAAGGCGAGAAGCUCCGACGCGAUGGAGUUUAUGCCUAUGUCGACAAUAUGGAAGACACCAGCAAGGUUAUAUCCUCUUUCUUCAAGCGAGUUGAUGGGAAUUAUCCCGUCUCAAGGAUGAAACUUUUCUGGGAUUAUUUCAUCCACAUCAUGAACUCCGGACCCGGUUCGCUCAACAUAGGUCGUUUCUUCCAGCUCGAAGGAGUUCUAAAGCUCAAGCUCGAAGCUGGGUAUAAACGCGAAGAAGUUGAUAUCAACGGCUGUGUCGUUGCUUGCUGGCGUCGAUAUAUCAAUGCUUUGCGUAAGGAAAACUCCAAGCUCAUGGCGCUUUUCCUCAAGAGGAUCAUUAUGCCUCAGGUCGAUAUCGUCUUCUACAACCUCAACAUUCUGAAUAAAAAGCAAAUUGUUGUAUAUCGCACUGAUGCAGAAGAUACCGAGAGCUUGGAGGUUAAUCCUGAUGACGAAUUGGAGCUCGAGCAGGGACAAGAUCUUGAGCCCGGUGGAUUUGUUGAAUAUGAAGAUGCUGAGGUUUUGGAGGCCAAUGCUGUCAAAAUUGACAAAGGAAAGGGAAAGGCUGUUACAAACGGCGAGAAGGAUCAGAAGGAGGCUCCUGAGUUGGAAGGUAUCGGAUUCGCCAAAACUAUUGAUGGAUCCGGACCAGAAUACCUAGUUAUUCCUGAGAUCGUCCGCAUCGGGACGGCAAUCCACCCUCCAAAGAACGGUGAAACGAGUAAGGGUGGCACUGUUAAAGGUACCAAGGGCUACAACAGCGGCAAGCAUAUAGAAGCUGUUCCUACCAAGCGCAAGGAUAUCCGAGACAAACCUCUUCCUGAAUUCGGGCCUCUUGCUGGUCAUACGGACCCACACGAGGAAAACCCCCCUGAGAUGGGUGUUAUUACUCAAAUGACUUCAAAUCCCCCCAUUGCGCCAAAGAACACCCGUUUCACUAUCAAAUCAACCAUCCAUGGUUGUAAGAAAUCGGUUGUUGACAUGAAGCGUAAGAUUGUCAGAGCUACAAGCUUUAAGUUCAAAGGCAAUACUUCCGAACAGCACAUUGCGGCUUUACAGAAGUAG
Orbilia oligospora ATCC 24927 is the source of this 1191-nucleotide messenger RNA. RefSeq lists its product as uncharacterized. Lineage: Eukaryota; Fungi; Ascomycota; Orbiliomycetes; Orbiliales; Orbiliaceae. The transcript is spliced from 2 exons. The record is from RefSeq and is a predicted model, not a curated record. Bases 1 to 1191 code for a protein of 396 amino acids.